AUGCUUUUUGUACUCUUAUCACUGCUGAUAAAACAUUCAGCAUCGAUAACUUAUCGUUGUGAUGAUGAUCAAAUUGUUGUGGUACAAAGUUUUGGUAAUGAUACUAUUCGGAUGCAUUGUCAGAAACCAAUUCUUUGCGGUCUUCAAUUUUUGAAAUGUCAUUACAAUCAUUUGCAAACAUAUUGUGGCGGAAAAACUAAUUUUGUUGCUCACAUACAGCAAUUAACGCCCGUUGCGCCUGUGAUGCAUACAUGUUGUAAUUUAACAAUUAAUGAAGAUGUUCAAAUAAGAGCACAUAUGGGAAAUGAUUGCUUUUUAUAUGAUUUACCGGACGGCUCAAAUGGUACAACAGCUGAAGAAUUAGAAAAGAAAGACAAAGAUGGAUAUGCAUUAUUAAAGGAUAUAAAUAAAAUACCGGAACAGUUUACCGAUUUUUCCGGUUAUCGCCUCAGACUUUAUUUACUACGUAAAAAGGAACCGUCACAGUUUGUGAUAAAGGGUGUUGAGCGCAAUGAGGUUGGAUAUCGGGUAACUAUUUGUACUAUACAGUGCCAAAAUGACAAUCAUAAGGUGAAGGCAGUUACCUCUGAUCAAAAGCACGCAGAUUUAAAUAAGCAAGAGCCAAUUAUCAAUGAUAAUAAUUUAAAUCAAAUUAAUUUUGCAUUACGAAAUUUAACAGAUGAUGGACAAUGGAUUAUUGCCACCUGGGCUGAAUGGUCUUACAAAAAAUGGUCAGAAUGGAGCACAGAACGAAGGAUCGAAUUUAAUGAUUUAGAUAGAACAAAAGGAAGAGGUCAUCGGUAUCGCAUUCAUCACAGUAACAGUGAAAGUGGAACUGCUACUGGAAAAGGUCAACAAAAAUCAGAAGGUAUUAAAACGUCCAUUCAUGAAUCAAGUAAAGGUCAUCGUCGAGUUCAUAAAAAGAAACAUUCUAGUGAUUGUGAUGAUGAUGAUGAUGAUGAAAGUUACGGUAGUAAAGAAGUGGGUAAAAUUGAUGUUACCAAAGAAGGAGGAAAGAUAAAAGAACGUUUUGGAAAUAUUCCUGAUAAUGAUAGCAAGGAAAAGUUGAAUCAGGAGAAACGAAAAUUUCCUGCAUUAGAUAAUCAGGAAAAUAUGAAAUCCGAAUUAGAUCCACAUAAAACAAAUGGAACAGGAAAAAAGGAGGAAUUAUUUACUGUCCGAUUUGGAGAAAUUGGAAACCAAACAAAAGAUGGCACUAAAAAAAUAGAAGAAGGCACAGGAAAAAAUCAAGGUGACAGUAGUGAUAAUAUUGCUAAUGCUACGAAAGCAACUGAGAGUAGCAGGAAAGAUCAUUCAAAUGUAAACAAAGAAGGAGGAGGUGAUGAUUUAACUGGGAAGAUAUUAGCAGGUGGCGAAGCGAAAAAUGGUGCAAAAAAGGUGAAAAAAACGAAAUCACACAAAGAAAAAUCAACCAAAAAAUUAGUUUCAAAGAAAUUACCAGCAAAUGAAACAAUGCAUCAUAAAAAUAACACUUCAAAAGGAUCUGAAAAGAAGAUUACUUUGACGCAAAAAACUGACAAAAGCGCAGGAAAUCAACAAAAGGAGAAGAAACAUGAUGAAUUGAAAGAUCAAUUAAAAUCUGGAAGUACACAGUCAUCAAAACCAGUAAAUCAAACUCGUAAACAGGAAUCAGGUCAUGACCCACCCGCGAUUCCGGUAGCUGCUGGUCAUCACGUAGGAGCUAAUCCUAUGCCCGCAAUGAACUGUUUCAGUGCUGACACGAAAGUUUACACUCAAAAUGGUGAAAAAACAAUGAAAGAUGUUGUAGUAGGCGAUUUUGUUCUCGUUCCGGUAAGUAAAAGUCAAAUGAGAUAUGAAAGAGUGGAAAUGUUCUAUCAUCGAGAACCGGAAACUCGAGCUAAAUUUGUGGUAUUGGAGACGGAAUCAGGCCGAAAAUUAAGUCUAACAGAGUUACAUCUUCUUCCGUUCGGUGAUUGCAAAGAAAUGCAUGAGAGUAUGACUGAUACCACCGAUAUUGUAGAUCAAUGGCUUCGGAAGUCAAAGUUCGCACAUAGAGCACGUAUAGGUGAUUGUGUAUUCACAAUGACAUCAAAUCAUGAAUUACAAGUAGAUCGCAUCGUAAAGGUGGGUAGACAAUACCUGAAAGGUAUCUAUUCACCAAUGACCGUAGAAGGAUCAAUUGUAGCUGAUGGUAUACUUGCUUCAUGUUUUUCACAGAUUAAUAGCAAUGAUGUGUGGAGGAAUGUGUUGCAAUUGCAAUUUAAUACUCAAUCGCGUAAACGUCGAUUUUACGAUGUUCCAACAAACGAUCGCCCACGUUCCAAAUGUUGCAGUUGCCAGCAGGGUAAACCUGGACCUCCAGGUGAACCGGGAAAUCCUGGACGAGAUGGAGCCGUUGGACCACCGGGAUUACCCGGAAGAAAUGGUAAACCUGGACAACAUGUGAUGCCACCAAAGAAUGAUGAAAACACUUGUCAAAAGUGUCCAAUAGCUCCACCAGGACCUCCCGGAUUAGUUGGUCAAAGAGGACCGAGAGGACCACGCGGAAACCCAGGUGUACCUGGAGAUGACGGUUCUCUUGGAAGAAAAGGACCUCCAGGACCAACAGGUGUUAGAGGUCCUCCUGGGCCAUAUGGACCAAAAGGACCACCAGGUGAUCCUGGGCGCAUACUCAAUGGAGCACCUGCUGGGCUGAGAGGCCCUCCAGGACCCACUGGACCGCGGGGCCGUGUCGGAAGUCCUGGACGUGAUGGCAAUCCCGGAGCAAUAGGUGUUGCAGGGAUGCGUGGAGAGCAAGGUGAAAGAGGGAGUGAUGGUGCACCAGGACUACAGGGACCACCAGGACCUCCCGGACGACAAGGAAACAAAGGCAGUUGUGAUCAUUGUCGACCGCCGAAAGAGUCAUCAGUAUCAGAAAAUCCUUCCGAAUAUAACGCCGUAAACAGCAAACCAGUUGAAUCGAAAAACACGGAAUAUACAAAUAUAAAUGUACCACGUUAUUACAGUAAUGAACCGGUAAAAGGUACCGGUAAUCAACCAAUUGGUUAUAAUAUCAAUAAUAAUAAUAAAAUAGCAAAAGAUGUAAAGCAAAAUGGUGUUAGUACUGAAAGAAAUAUUGGUCGAGGAAAAUUGCGUGAAUCAUACGACACGAAAAGAAUUGAGAAAUAUGACGUAACAAAACUCUACGAUCAGAAAUAUCAUCGACCACUUCGGAUAUCGCCAACAAUUCGAAAGAAUGGCUACUACUCUUAG
Molecule: messenger RNA, 3234 nt
Organism: Brugia pahangi
Lineage: Eukaryota; Metazoa; Nematoda; Chromadorea; Rhabditida; Onchocercidae
Source: the annotation of a GenBank genome assembly